CUUUGGUCUCUAAGCAACAGGUGUGUUUGAUACAGAAGUUUGCACCGCCGUUCCCGACUAAGUCUGCUUUUUUACAGUUAGACGCUCCCUUUGAGCCAAAAUGCCGAACAUCGAGUUAAUGUCAGACCGCAUCGCCAGGAUCAGUCUGGAGAAACGUCGCAACAGAGAGACUGAAAGGCAAGAAAGGAUUUUUAACCAGAAAAUGAGGACAAUCGGUGUCGACAAGGAGGCACUGGACAUACAGGUGAGAGAGAAGAAGAGACUAGAAGAAACUGAAAAAAAGAAACAAAAUGCUUAUGAGGCUGACGUGAUCCAUGGUAGCAAAGUAGCUCGUAUUCUCCAGAACAGAGAAAGGAAGGAGAGGCGUGCUAUUGAAGAGGCCAUAGAGACCUACAGACAUCAGCACCAGCAGCCUUGCAAGCAGCGGGAGUUUGAUCUGAACGACCCAGACCGCUUCAGAAAACUAGAUCAACAUGAUGCACAGAUGAUGCUCCCCGGCCUGGUGGGCGAGGACCUGGAAAGCAGGAGGAGGCAGCAGAGACAGAGGGAGCAGCUCAGAGGGUGGCUCACCCAGCAGCAAACGGAGCAGGCAGCACAAAGACGUCAGCAGAAGUUGGAAAAGCAGAACUAUGACCAAAGCAGAAUAGAAGUGGAAAACAAAGCUGUGGAACUUCAUAGCCUUGAGAUGGAGAAGAGAAAGGAAGAAGCUAUGGCUGCCAAAAACUACAAUCUAUCCCAGGCUGAAGAGAAGCGGCGUCAGGAUGAGGAAUGUAAGAAGUACAGUUUUGACGCCAGAUGUAGUGGGGACAUGGUGGGAGUCCCAGGCCUGAGUCCCAGCAGUGAUCUCAGAGCCCCCCCUGAGAGUCUGCAGCAAGUCAUUCAGUUCCAGAAGAAACAAGUAGAGACGAAGCAGAGGAUGGAGUUAGAGAAAAAGCAAGAGGAGGAGCACUAUGAUCGCAUCCGCUUGGACUCGGCUCGUAGGGCUCUGCUGAGAGAGAGGAUGCAGGCGCGACUGACCGAGCAGCUGAGGCGAGACGUGGACAACGUCAACGUUCAGCUGGCCCAAAUGCACAAACGAGAGAAACCGGACAUUGAAAGAGGACAAAUCGAUGACAGCUUCUUCUCCAAAUUCAACACCUGCAGCAGAUGAAGGAUAGACCUCUAUAGGAUGAGUGAUGCUCCAUGACAGGAACCAAGAAUAAAUUAAACCACGUCGUAAAUGAA
Messenger RNA from Melanotaenia boesemani (Boeseman's rainbowfish), 1224 nucleotides. RefSeq names its product RIB43A domain with coiled-coils 2 (gene ribc2). The transcript has 7 exons. Lineage: Eukaryota; Metazoa; Chordata; Actinopteri; Atheriniformes; Melanotaeniidae. The coding region runs from base 101 to 1150 and encodes 349 amino acids. The record is from RefSeq and is a predicted model, not a curated record.